AUGGGUCGAACUUUGCCUGUUCCAGUUCCGUGUCGUGUAUGUGGUGAUAAAUCAUUUGGGAAACAUUAUGGAAUUUAUUGUUGUGAUGGUUGUUCGUGUUUUUUCAAACGGAGUGUUCGAAAAAAUAUUAUUUAUACAUGUAUAGCUGGUAAAGGAAAUUGUAUAAUUGAUAAAGCACGUCGAAAUUGGUGUCCAUAUUGUCGUUUAAAACGAUGUUUUCAAGUACGAAUGAAUGCAGCAGCUGUUCAACAAGAACGAGGUCCAAGAAAAACAAAAACUACAUCGUUAAUUUCCAACGCUACUUAUAAUCACAGUGAUAUUUAUAAUCCAAACUUUAGUCAAAUAAGUAAUAUACUUGGAUCUAACUCCACGGAACAGUUACAUUUAAAUGGGGAUUUUAAACUUAUUUCAAACAUUCAUGGCAUUUCAGAUGGAAUUCAAUAUGAAUUGGCUGCACAAAUUUUAUUAAUUACGAUUAAACAGGCCAGACAAAAUCACCUAUUCAACGGAGUUUGUAAAACACGUCAAGAUAUAAUUUUAGCUAAUGUUUGGCCAGCAUUGUUUAUAUUACAUGCAGCAUAUUGGCCAUUAAACGUUUCUGAAAUAUUUCACAUUAUGAAACAAAAAUUGGCAGAAACUCCAACUGAAGAUAAACACUUUCAAACUAUUCAAGAUACAACUUUAUUAAAUUACAAUCAAAAAUUUAUAUACUCAAAAACAAGAUUAAACAGUUUACUAUUACUAAUAUCCGUAUUAUUUUUACAAAGCAAUCGAGUUCACUUAAAUGAAAUGCUAUUUAAACCAAUUGUUGGUAAUGUUAAUAUUGAAACAAUAAUAUCUGCUUUAUAA
Chrysoperla carnea is the source of this 849-nucleotide messenger RNA. RefSeq names its product nuclear receptor subfamily 2 group E member 1 (gene Hr83). Lineage: Eukaryota; Metazoa; Arthropoda; Insecta; Neuroptera; Chrysopidae. The transcript has 8 exons. Gene Ontology annotation, molecular function: nuclear receptor activity; RNA polymerase II cis-regulatory region sequence-specific DNA binding; zinc ion binding. The coding region runs from base 1 to 849 and encodes 282 amino acids. Gene Ontology annotation, biological process: cell differentiation; anatomical structure development; regulation of transcription by RNA polymerase II. The record is from RefSeq and is a predicted model, not a curated record.